CGUUGAUUGUUGCCGUCCAAGGUGCAAGGAGGAAAGACUUCGUAGAUCGAAAAGUUUUCAGGUCAAGAUUUUGUUUGUUUGAGAAGUUUUGAGAGGACAACCCACCGCCAGGUGGUGACACCGUGGCAUCAUGAGGAUUGAGAAGUGUUACUUCUGUUCCUCGAGCAUUUAUCCUGGACACGGCAUACAGUUCGUGCGAAACGACUGCAAAGUUUUCCGGUUCUGCCGGUCAAAAUGCCACAAGGCUUUCAAGAAGAAGCGUAACCCACGUAAGAUUAGAUGGACAAAGGCUUUCAGAAAGUCUGCUGGCAAGGAGUUGGCAGUGGAUCCGUCAUUUGAAUUUGAGCGAAAACGUGAUGUCCCAGUUAAAUACAACAGACAACUCUGGACUAAAACAGUGGGCUCUAUUAAACGUAUUGAGCAAGUGAAGGGCCGCAGACAGUCGCAAUUUAUCAAGAACAGAAUGCGAGCUGGUCAGAAGUUGGCUGACGACCGUCACGUCAAGGAGGUCGAGGAUCACAUCCACUUGAUCGAGAACCCUGUGAUCGACAGGAAGAAGAUGCUGGAGAAGACCAGAGCAAAGAGAAAAGUCACGAGAAAAGCACCGGCUGCCAUGGAAACAGAGUAGCAGUGGAGCGCUGUAAAUUAUGGGACACAUAGUUAAUGCUUUUUUUUCUUCUCAUGAAACUCACUGCAUGCUGUACAUAAAACAAUGUGUAUUCUGUUAUCGUAGUGAAGCUCAUGAAACACACUACGUGCUUAGUACAUGUACUUGAAUGAGUACCUGCCUUUGUAAAUACCACUAUCAUGUGAUGCCGGAGUAUGGCUGCUGUCCCAUGAUGUACCCCCUGAA
Molecule: messenger RNA, 853 nt
Organism: Sycon ciliatum
Lineage: Eukaryota; Metazoa; Porifera; Calcarea; Leucosolenida; Sycettidae
Product: probable ribosome biogenesis protein RLP24
Exons: 5
Coding region: 131-628 (165 amino acids)
Biological process (GO): ribosomal large subunit biogenesis
Cellular component (GO): nucleolus
Source: RefSeq, a predicted model, not a curated record